Messenger RNA from Aureobasidium pullulans EXF-150, 1605 nucleotides. Its product is annotated as phosphoribosylaminoimidazole-succinocarboxamidesynthase. The record is from RefSeq and is a predicted model, not a curated record. The transcript has 4 exons. Gene Ontology annotation, biological process: 'de novo' IMP biosynthetic process. Gene Ontology annotation, cellular component: cytoplasm. Bases 261 to 1214 code for a protein of 317 amino acids. Gene Ontology annotation, molecular function: phosphoribosylaminoimidazolesuccinocarboxamide synthase activity. Lineage: Eukaryota; Fungi; Ascomycota; Dothideomycetes; Dothideales; Saccotheciaceae.
CUUUCGUACAUCAUGAAGCCUCACUUUCAAAAAUCAAGAGUCGUUUGACCACACAUUUAUUCACACAUGCUGCGAGUAAUCUGCAUAGCAUUGCUGUCACUACCACAAGUUUUCUUCAAUACACGUCUGAAACUCUGCCUUUCGAACUCUAUCGGCUUUUCUCUCUUUCCAUUACUCUCCUUGAAAUUUCUCGUUACCACAAUGAAACAUUAGUUCGAACAUACAGAACUAGUACUAAUAAGACGACCAGAUUCAACAACAUGUCGACUCCUCCAACCGUCACACAGAUUGACUCGCAGGUCGAGCAGCAUGACCUGAAGAAGAUUGCCAGCGGCAAGGUUCGCGAGAUCUACGAAGUUGAUGCUAAGACACUCCUCUUUGUCGCCACAGACCGCAUCUCGGCCUACGAUGUGAUCAUGAAGAACGGUGUUCCUCAGAAGGGCGCCCUUCUCACUCUCAUGACGGCUCACUGGUUCAACCUGUUCAAGGAGAAGAUCCCCGACCUCAAGACUCACUUGCUCAGUGCUUCCGUGCCUGAUUCAGUGGCUUCAUCGCUCCCUGCGGAUGUUAGCGCUCAAUUGCGUCUGCGUACCAUGCAUGUUCGUCGCUUGAAGGUUCUGCCUCUGGAGAGCAUCGUUCGUGGUUAUAUUACUGGUUCCGCUUGGUCGGAGUACAAGAAGACUGGUACUGUUCACGGUAUUGCCAUGCCCAAGGGUCUUCAGGAGAGUCAGAAGCUUGAGAAGCCUCUCUGGACUCCCAGCACCAAGGCCGAGGUCGGUGACAAGGAUGAAAACAUCAGCCCUGAGGAAGCCACCAAGAUCGUUGGCGAGAAGUACGCAAAGAAGAUUGAGGAGCUGAGUUUGAAGGUCUACCAGAUCGCUAGAGACUAUGCUGCCGAGCGUGGUAUUAUCAUCGCCGACACAAAGUUCGAGUUCGGUCUCGAUGUCGACACUGACGAGGUUAUCCUUGUGGAUGAGGUUCUCACCCCUGACAGCUCUCGCUUCUGGCCUGCAGACAAGUAUGAGCUUGGCAAGUCACAAGACAGCUUCGACAAGCAAUACCUGCGUGAUUGGCUGACCAAGGAAGGUCUCAAGGGCAAGGAUGGAGUCGAGAUGACCGAGGCAGUGGUCAAGGAGACAGCAAAGAAGUACCGUGAGGCUUUCGAGAUGUUGACUGGCCAGAAGUGGGAUGAUGUGGUCAAGAGCAGUGCCUAGAUGGGCCCUUUGAGCGAUCUUCCAUGCACAUAUUCACUUUGAUACAAAUACAAUGAAACUUGACAUUUUCUCUGCACAAAAUCUAGACUUUCUUGAAGAUGGAAAAUACGAAACAUUUGCGUAGCGUAGAACGGGGAGUGGUAUUCGUAAAAAGAGCCCUCAAUUCAACAUGGCUCAGAGGCAUGUACUUUUCUUUGUAAUAACGCCUCAUGCAGUCAGAUCACGACCAUUGGUAUGCCAUUGCUCCUUGCCGGGAUGAUUGUAUGGAAGUGUUCAGAAGACUCGAUGCCAUUUUUUGGUAAAUUCCAUAAAAAAACUCCCCACCCACAGCUAGCAAAAAAAGAGGCCCCGGGUUGCUCAUCAUCAUGGUCCACGCUUAGAUGGCAGUGUC